Papaver somniferum (opium poppy) is the source of this 3356-nucleotide messenger RNA. RefSeq lists its product as uncharacterized. Gene Ontology annotation, biological process: cellular response to UV-B. The transcript has 10 exons. Gene Ontology annotation, cellular component: Cul4-RING E3 ubiquitin ligase complex. Lineage: Eukaryota; Viridiplantae; Streptophyta; Magnoliopsida; Ranunculales; Papaveraceae. The coding region runs from base 376 to 2832 and encodes 818 amino acids. Gene Ontology annotation, molecular function: protein binding. The record is from RefSeq and is a predicted model, not a curated record.
CAGAAAUCCCCCAAAUCUGUCCGCCAUUAGGUGUGCUGUGUGAGGUGACAAUUGUGGGGAUUUUUUGGGGAAGCAUUGCAUUUUCGAGAUAACGCCGCGUGUCACAGGUUCCUAAAACAUAUGAUCUGAUAUUCGUGAAAGUGACAGGAAUGAUAAAAUUCCCCAUUUCUCAUCCCACACGGAAUAAUUUCCCUCCACUUUGUUUACUGAGAAGAAGAAAUUAGAUGGUAAAGUAAUAGACAAGUGAUGUCGACACAUGUUCUCAUCAUCAUCCUCAUCGGUUUCUCAAAUCAAAUGUCCUUUUGAUUCCCUCGAAUCAUUAUCUCUGCAACAAAGGGCUCGUCGUAGCAGUAGAAGAAGAAGCAGUCAAAAGCCAUGGCCAUAAAUCUCUUUACCCUAGAAGCUAGGUAUCUUGAUGUUUGCGAGAGGCAAAACCAACUACCAAAUGCUUCUAUCUUGUCAGGUUUCUACAAGGCCAAGCUUCAAAAAUCUCGUCGCGAGCAAUGUAACUUUCAGGUUUUGCUAAACAAAUUGAAGGACAUUGAUGUUCCUCCUCUUAUAGAAGUGUUCUCGGCAGUUGACUUGUCUGAGAUUGACAUAGUCGACAUACUUCAUGAAUCGCCAUAUCAGUUGACUGGCGAACUCGUCCUAUCUCUGAUGCGUGCAAUCCAUCAGAAGCUUCGAGUUGUUGAUCUGCAAGAUUCUUCAUUUGGGAAGGGGUCUUUGAGGGAUCUUCUCCAUGGCGGGUUGACAUGUGAAGUCUUGAACUUGAGAUCUUCUCAUAUCCGGAAGCUCAACAUGAUUGGAAAUUUUAUGCAUUUACACAAUCUUAAUCUGGAUUUCAGCAUUUCACUCACUAGUUUCAAUGAAGAGUGCUUUACUUGCAUGCCUAAACUGAUGCGUCUGUCUAUGUGUGAGACAAGAAUAGUCAAUCUCUGGACAACAAGUGCUGCACUGUCAAAGCUACCUUCUUUGGUGGAGCUACGGUUUCAAAAUUGUUUAUGCUGCAAUGAUACUGCAUCGUGUCCUACAUCAACUAUUGAUGAGGCAAACUAUCUUUCUGGUGAUGUGAGUGGGUCGGACCACCUUGAUUCUCUAUCUCAAGAGUUGCUGUAUUCCCGUAGAGAAGGGAUGCUAAGCAACUCAUAUUUUGUUCAUAGCUUGGUGAAUCAUGCCCUUCAGGAAAGCGCAACUGAGGACUCAUCAGAUGACAGUGAAGUAGACUUUUCAAGUCACCAGCAACGAACAGGUUUGGAGGAGCUACUCUCUGAUGUACUUCCUGAGCUUGGUGAAUGGGCCGAGUUGGAAAAUGAGGUUUCUUUGGGGGCUAUGAUCCCUGAUGAAGAGGGAAGCGCUUUAGGAGGUGCAUUUAACUUGAGGCAUAUGAAGAAUACUCCAGAUACUAUUCCAAAGAAAUAUAUUUCACAUCAUCCUUCUCCCAUUUGCUUUGAGAAGCAUUACAGAGAAUACAUGGUAGCAACCCUGCCCCGUUUGAAAGUCUUGGACAAUUUGCUUAUUGGAAAGAAAGAUAGGGAAAUGGCCAAAAUUAUUUACUCACAGUACUACGAGUAUUUGCCGUACAACAGACAACGGAAAGAGAGUCUUAUUAGUGUAUUGCACAAACGUGAAAUGGGAGCAGUUGCUGGCCACUUGCAAAAAUCUCCACAACUCAAGGAACCAUAUCCUCGUAGGAUGAAUAAGUGCUCUAUUUCCAGGUCGAUUUGCUCUGCCAAAGUAGGUUCUUUUGCGUGGCCUCUUCUACAUUCUGUUCCGGACUUAUGCAGCAUUUCAGGGGAAGAGGCUAAGAGCUUUCGUCCUAGGCAGUUUGAGUAUCAUCCAGCUAUGUCUAGUCUCAUGGUUUUUGGAACUUUGGAUGGUGAAUUGGUAGUUAUGAACCAUGAGAAUGGUAAACUUGUUGGCUAUCUUCCAUCCUUGGGAACAUUAAAUAGUGUUUUGGGUCUCAGCUGGCUUAGAAGAUACCCAUCUAAGCUCAUUGCUGGAUCUGACAAUGGUUCCCUGCAGCUGUACGAUAUUAAUCAGAUGGCAUCUGUUAUCACUGAUAGACAUCGCUGUUCAGAUGCUGUUACGUUUGAUGAUUUUGAGCAGUUAACUUCAGUUCAUGUCAAUUCGACGGACGAACAUUUCAUUGCUAGUGGAUACUCAAAAAAUGUGGCUUUGUAUGAUAUAGGUAGUGGAAGGCGUUUACAGGUCUUCACCAAUAUGCAUGAAGGUCAUAUCAAUGUUGUUAAGUUUGCUCAUCAUUCUCCCUCCAUCUUUGCUUCUUCAUCGUUUGACCAGGACAUCAAAAUGUGGGACUUAAGGCAAGGACCACAUAAGCCUUGUUAUACGGCUUCAAGCUCAAGGGGAAAUGUCAUGGUGUGCUUUUCUCCAGACGACCAAUACCUACUUUCAUCAGCUGUUGACAAUGAGGUCAAACAACGUUUGGCUGUAGAUGGAAGGCUCCAUAUGAAAUUUGAUAUAAUGCCAACAGGAAGCGCCCACAAUUACACUAGGUCAUAUUACAUGAAUGGGAGGGACUAUAUCAUAAGUGGGAGUUGUGAUGAAAAUAUUGUUCGUGUUUGCUGUGCUCAAACUGGCAGGCGUCUCAGGGAUAUUUCUUUGGAGGGUAAGGGGCCAGGGAAUUCCAUGUUUGUGCAGUCUUUGAGGGGGGAUCCUUAUAGGGAUUUCCACAUGAGCGUCCUAGCAGCAUAUAUGCGCCCUUGCUCAAAAUCUCAAAUCAUUAAGGUGAACUUAAUGGCAUCCAGUGACAAUGCUGAGGAUUAUCAUUACAACAAUCAACGGUCUCGUAAGUCCUGCAGUAUGGGAGGUUAAUAAUAUUAAUCUCAGCUUGCCCUUCACAUGUAUUAAAAGAUUCAGUAGGUUAACAUAUUUAUGUCAUCUUUGCAUAGUCAGAAGCAUACUUGUAACUAAAAUAUACAUAAUAUACAAAAUGACAUUAAACUAGGGGGUUUACAGUAUAGUUCCACAAGUGGAUUACUGGUGCACUGUUGUAUCUUAACAUGUUCCAGUUACUUCCUAUUGUAAUAUUUAAGUGUUGCAUGUGUUCUGUCAUGUCCAUAUAGCUGGAACCAAUCACUUGUAGACUUCUACGUGUCGUCCAUUGGAGGUGGGGAAAUGGGGAACCUGGGGAUGAUAAGUCCAUUGUUUUGUCACGAAAUACCCUGAUGGUCUAUUGUCCUUGCUCCAUGGAUCUAGCUGUCUUUAGAGCACCUCUAAGAGACUCAAUGUACAGGAUUUGUGUGAAAAGAACUAGCUCCAAGUGAGUAUUUCAUAAUUACCAUGUAGUUACUUAACUGAUAUAUUUUCUAAUCCAAAUGCUCGCGUAGUAGUAUGAC